CACUUUGACACCCUCACGCCUCCAUCUCAUCAUCGAUGGCCGAGCUGCCCAUCAGCAUCGAGGACCCAUAUAAACACCACGCAUCGCACUAGGCUCGCGAGUCUGUCCUCCGGUCACGGCUGUGCGGCUCUAGGCACGAGUCGUGAGAUCCUAGCAUGAGCGUACUGGGAUAAGGUCCAGGGGCGCUUCGUGCGCGACGAGCCCUGAAUCUCAGUUUGAUGUAUUUCAAAGCCAGUGCCUACAGCGCAUGCAUCAGCCAUUAUGUGGUCAGGUAUUCCUGCUCUACUAGGGGAAGCCCUCGCCAGCUUGCCCGGAUUACCGAUUGCGGGCGCCUGGAGCAUUUCCUCUGCCCUUCAACGCCGUCUACUCUCCUACUUGGUACGGCGCACGCUUGGUCACCUCCUUAAGCCUGGUUCAUUGGAUGGCGCGCAGAUUGAUGCUGGUAUUGGGUCCGGAAAGUUAGAGAUAGCUCACCUUGAGCUGGACAAGCAUGCUGUAAACGAGCUGCUUGAGCCGCUGCCAGUGCGUCUGGCGUCUGCCACUUUGGGGCUCGUGGCGCUUCAGCUUCCGGCUCUGAGCAAUUUGUGGGCCGGCGAGGUGUUGCUAAAGGUGGCAGAUGUAAAUCUCCAGCUGGAUCUUUUUCCCAGGCAAGAUGCAUAUGCGCCAGCUUCUGCCCCUUCAAUGUCAGAGAACGGCCAUUCAGAACUGGAUGCGGGUGGUCUCGAAGCCUCGAUAUUGAGCGCUGCUGAAUCGAUGCUUUCGGUCGAUCCGGAAGGAGAGCAGCUGCAGCGGGACCUGGCAAACUCUGUUCUGGAGGACAGUGCCGGUCCAUCACCUCCGGAGCCUGCAGUGUCUGCCGUCGCCGGCUCGGUGUCCUCCUCCAUGGUAGAGAAUCUGCUAUCGCGACUCAAGAUACAAGUCGCUUCCGUGCGCAUAGGGGUCCAAAAUCAACCUGAGGGGCAAGACGAGCUCAAGGAGCGAAUAUGCCUUGAAGCACGCGUAGACGCGAUUGCCUUCAGCUCUAGUGCUGGUCCGCUGAGAGCAGCGGGUACCAAAGUGGAGGAUCCGAUGGCAUUUGUCCAAGACCUGACCCGAUCUGCAGCGUUCGAGGGAGUUACCAUCUGGCUGGAUGCUAAAUCAACCUCAAGCAAUUCUGCAAGAAAAUCAUCCCCGCGCAACAGCUCCGCCUCAUCGGACUCGUCGAACGACGCACGCUCCGAAGACGGCUUCAUGGAGAUGAGCCAGGCAACGCACGAUGUUAGACACAGCAUGGGGUCAUCGACCGCAAGUGUUGGCGCUAGUAUGUACGCAAGCGCUCACGAGCAGCACGAAGUCUCCGUAGACAAAGCGCACUCUGCAUCGCCGAUGGGAACCUCCUCUACAUCAAGCCGGAUGAAGAGGACCAGAACGUUGUCCGUGGAGCUUCCUGGCCCACAAAUGAUCAUGAAGCUCGACGAUCCGCACAUCGCGGUAGAGUUUGUGUCUCCUAGAUGCGCACAGAUCGACCGAGCGGCGGCUGCGAGGGCUGGACUGCUUCCGCCAUCUGACCGCAACACCGAGGUUCUUGGAAACACGGAGCGCCUUGGUAGUCAGUCAUCUUCGCUCAGCUUGCGUUUCGGCACACUAGCCGCAUACACAAGCCCCCUGCAGCUUGCCUCUCUGUUGGUCCUGUGCAGCCAGCUGAGGGCAGCCUUCGCUGCUACACGUUCCCAAGCACAGCAGCGGCCGCCGACCAAGCCAUCAAACAGUCAAGGGCUUCAAGUGUCUGUAAAAGUACCGCACGUGCAGUGGGUUUGCGCUUACGAGUCUCCAGAUGGGUUGGGCGCUGCAGAUCGCCAAGAAUUUGCCUCGACGCUGGACAGCUAUUGGCAGAGACCUAACCGCGCACACCCGUUCAUUGGGCAUGUCCGCCUUCACAUGUCCGACGUUGCCGUUUCUCUCGCCCCCAACAAUGACGAGGCGGAGAUUGCUGUUGGGGACUUGAUGGCAAGCGAGCAUCUUUCUCCAUCUUUAUGGAGGGCUGCGCAGACUCGGGGACACAACCCUGCUUCUAUCAUUCCUUUAUUACUGGUAGACCUUGCCCUUCAGCACCAAUAUGAGGUGCCCUUAGGCAGCACAGCAGGAGGAGACGUUUCUGAGUCUGCGCCAAGCACGAUGUGGCACAACUUCUCGAUUGACACGCUCGAUUGGCGCAGCUCAGAAAGUCGUCAUGAAGAGCCGAAACAUCGCAAUCCAUACUGGCGCACGAGCUGGGGCGACCGAGCUUGGAAGUUGCGACCUGGUCGACGGAACACGCAGAGUCAAGUGACAUUUGCUAACCAGAGGAUCUCAUCGGAGACUCGACCUGCUUCUGUGCCUGCUAUACAGGCAAAGCUGUCCGGCUUAGACGUCAGGGUCAUUCUCGCACCGGUACACCUCUUUGCGGAUUUGUCACUUGCGAGUAGACUUGGGCAUCUCUUCCGCACAGUUGCCGUACACACCCAAGCCUCGAAAGGCUCGGAUGACACUACGCAAGAAGACCUUGGACUUAGCAUCGCUACUUUGCAGCCCCUAAGUCCCAGCAGCGACCGCAUUCCAGACGUAUCGAGCGACCAAAGACAACCCCAUUUCGGUCUGAAUUGCCAAAUUUUACGCGUGAGCUUACGAGUCCCAUCGGGAAACGCGGAACCGCUCGACGCUGGCAUACCGCUCCGAGCGGGCCUACUCACCUUGGACAUCCAUGACAUCAAAGCGCAAGCACCAGCGAAGCACGCAGCGAAGCACGCAGCGAGUGAUGCUGCCUUUGCGCAGAAACAUGCACAGCCGAGGGACCAGCCGGAACGAGAUUCGGGAAUGAGAACGGAGUAUCACGACUUGGCGCAAUGCACCAUCGGCCACCUCGUGACGUUCGUCAUGGCCCCGUCCGAGGCACAAGCCACGAUGCUCCUGAGCGUUGGCAGACUGGGCGACGACUGCGCCCGUGCUCAGGGAUCGACAAAGCCGGACAUUUCACAGCCAAUGCAAAUCAGUGUACAGCAGCCCAGUGCCUCAAACUCUUCCGUCAUCGACGUCGUUCUCCCGAGCAUCGAGGGUUACUUGAGCAAAGCUGUAUUUGACAGCUUGGUCCUUCUCCUGGACGAUCUGAGCCAAUGGUCCUCAAGUCUUGGCGAAAGCACUCAGUGGGACGGUCCCGAUGGCUCAAGCGCAGAUGCGCUUCGAAUUUUAGGUUCCCGCUUCUUUGGCGCUGCAGUGGGCCAGUCUGGUGCUUCUGGAAGCUCUGAAUCAGGCACGACUGCAAAUCAGCUAAGAGCACGCUCGAAAGGCUCCAAAAAGUUCGAGCUCAAAGUGGCUCAGACAUCUCUCGUCCUCAAUCUACCCGCUGAAACAGAAACAGGAAGUGCCAGGCAGCAAGCCUUGAAAGCACGCGUCUUGGACCUCUAUCUCAGUGUAGAUCCUUCCCAUGGAGCCCUCUCGACACUCUCGAAUUUGAGGGUCUCAUCGGUGGCAGUCGACCGCUUUGACGGCAUAAGUAGAAGAGCGGUACUUGCUCGCACCUUACCAGCAGAGCUCACCAAUUCGGCGACUUCCAUGAUCUCCGUCCACGUGCUAUCUCUCGCAGAGGAGGGUACUAGCUACCGAGAGUCCAAGGUAGAUGUUGUACUCCGGGAUUUUACGCUGGUCGCGUGCCCACCUACCGAUCUUGUCUUCUUGGCAGACCUUCAAAGGUUUGCGCGCUCUCCUGAGGGUGCUUUUGAGCACGUGGAGCCCAAUGAAAUGACGCGGCUUUCUGUGCGCGUGCAGGGCGCUUCCAUCCUCAUCUUGACGCAAGCUGCGCUCUCUGAGCGGCCUGAGGCGGUGGAGAUCUCCAAGACACCAUCAGCUCAUCAAGUGCCUGCAGAAGCAGCGCUCGUCCUCGGUGACGUCGUGGUCAAGACGAAGCUUUCGCCCUACGCUCCUCGGACCAACAUCAAGUAUGCCCUCGGCGACGUCAGAGCUUUGAUCACUGAAAAAAGCCUUGAGCGCCCCGGAGGAACCCUCAGACCUCAGACCCCGACCGAGCAUUGGCGCUCGCGAGGUUUUGCCAGCUUGGCCAAUCUACGUGAGCUGCGUGGGUCGGUCACACUGAGCUCUCUGACUAGACCUGAGGUUGACGUGAAGGCCGAAGUCGUGCGCUUGGACGUCACAAUGUGCGCAGACACGCUCAGUAUUGUGACGUGCAUGGUCGAAGCGCUGCACAUUGCGUCUACCGAGCCAGUGAACAAAGAAACAUCACCAGUUCAUCAUGAAGCUCAAGUUCUACGCGGGAUGGCGCGCCCAUCCGGCUCAACCACACCCGGAAGCGCUGGAUCCGAUAGCAACGACUCGCAGGAUCUUCUUGCAAGCCUCGAUGAGGACGCUUUUCAGCGCCGCGAGCAAGGGCCUUUCGUCGACUCUGCUGCAGAUCUCGUGGAUGAUGAUGUGCCGCGAAAUGCUGGUUUCUUGGGCGUUCGUGCGCGCUCACCAGAAUAUGUCGCUACCGCCUUGCAAGACGACGACUUCUUGCUGAGCGAGGCGUCUCUCGAGACUGUUGAGAGGGUGAUGUCUCCGACAUCAGGCGAUACCUCAAUACUCUUCCAGAACGAAUCUGUCACUGCACGUGCACUCGAUGCUCGAGGUAUUAGACCGGUGCUUGAUUAUUUCAAUGACCCGAAUCUGAGCCCCGAACAAGGCAUGCCACUCUUAGCUUUUGCAAGCUCUGUGCGCGUCCGCGUCGACAAUUGCGACGUAACCUUGCGUCUCUACUCUGGAUACGAUCGACCGUCGAGCGAGGCGGCCAUUGAAGCAGAAGUCAGACGCGUCCGCAAGCGACUACAAAAGAUCAAGCAGAUGCUCGAUGAAGGCCAGACUCCUGACGAUAGCGUUGAGGAUGCAGCUGGAAGCUUGUUCGAUUCGAUCUUGCUAGCACCUCCCGCGCCGCUGCAUGAGCUUGAUGCUGACGCCGCCAUGCAGACAUUGGACGACCAAGUCGACCAUCGCCUUGAGACGUCUACCGACACAAGUGCUUGGGAAGCUUUCCCAGCUGCCAAGGGAGCUGAUGGCGCCAGAUUUGGCAACAGCGCGAAGCCGCGCGGCAAGUUGAAGCGUUCUCGUCAUUCCAUGAUCGACAUUGAGGUGCGGGGCGUUGAGGCUGAAUAUGAUGCGUACGGGCAUCGAUCGCCUCUGGCUUCUCGCCUUGCCGUCAAUGCACGCAUGCUGCAGAUCUUGGAUAACAUCAAAACUUCUACCUGGAACACCUUUCUCACUAAGAUGCGGAUCAAGACUGAGGCGCAUCGAGAGCACGCAGACUCUCGUAUGCUCCGAUUGGAAGUGCGCAAUGUGAGGUCCCUGGAAGGGGGCUUCAAAGCGCCAGAACAAGAAGCGCCAAGGUCCACCAAGGAAGAGGCUAGGGUGCGAGCGAAGCUUGCUCCCUUGAGAUUACACGUGGACCAAGACGCUCUAGAUUUCUUCAAAAAGUUUUUCGCCUGGAAACCGAUUGGAGCUGAAGCAGCCCCUGCUAAUGAAUCGACUGCGUCCAGCGAGCCCUUCAUUCAGCAUGCCGAGAUCUAUCCGAUUCGUCUGAAGCUGGAUUAUAAGCCGAAGCGCGUAGACUACGGUCUUCUGCGUGCGGGCAAGACAAUCGAGAUGAUGAAUUUCUUCCACUUUGAUGGAGCAGAGAUGACCCUGCGUCAUGUCACUUUACGAGGUAUUACCGGCUGGCCUCGCUUCUUCGACACGUUGAACGACAUAUGGACGCCCGACGUCAAAGCCAAUCAGUUGGCGGACGUCUUGUCUGGAAUCGCACCGGUCCGGAGCGUCGUCAAUUUAGGAGCGGGUGUUGCAGAUCUGAUCCUAUUGCCCAUUGAGCAGUAUCAGCGCGAUGGGCGUCUCGCGCGCGGAUUGCAAAAAGGUGCUGCGAGCUUUGCCAAAACGACUGCUCUGGAAGCGCUCAAGCUAGGUUCCAAGCUCGCCACUGGAACGCAGGUCAUUCUCGAGCGGGCAGAACAGAUGCUUGGAGGUUCAACGGCGCUUCCCGAGACGGUAUUCCGAACAACGACAGUGAAUCAAGCAAAAGUGGCCCCUGCUGACAGCUUCGAGGAGGGAGAGGACGCGACAGAUGCGCUCUCCAGCUCGGUCAUCACUCUCAGUCCACCUGAAGACAAAUCGACGCCGAUCAGUCGAUACGCCGAAGCUCCCGAAGAUCUGCGGCAAGCGCUAUCGGAAGCAUACGGUGGUCUCUCGAAAGGCUUUUCUUCUGCAGCGAAAACCAUCCUGGCAAUUCCUAUGGAGGUGCACGAGCGCGAAAGCGGAUCGUCAGGCUCUAGCAAGCCAGUCAUACGAGCCGUUCCAAUUGCUAUUUUGAAAGGAGCAGCUGGCACUUCUGAAGCCCUCGGCAAGACUUUGAUGGGUUUGCAAAGAGAGGUCGAGGGCGAUUUGCAUGUUGCGGAGGAAAAGUACAAAUCGUCGAGCGCGAGAAAGGGGAAGGAGAAAAAGAGAUGAGACUAUAUGGCUGGACUCGAACUCGGCUUGCAAAGUCGAUGCUGAGAUUGUCCCACAUUGCUUCUUCUCGCCCUUGCUGAUUCGGGCCAACGGCGCCAGAAGAAGACCGACCCGCGGCGUGUCGCGCCACAAACGCCGAAUGCGCACAAUGUUAGCAUGUCUAUUGCAUUGUACACUCGAUUCCGACCGAAGCGCAAAUUCUCAUCCAUCUGUUUGUCAGGUCAGACUUCAAAUCAAGUGACCAGAUCCCUUCAAAUGUACUUUAGAACUCGCCUCGAGCAAUGUGAUCCACUCUUCGGCAAUGUGGCUCACACCUCCAGCAGCUCGUCCAUCAAUCACACGCGUCAUGUCCC
Messenger RNA from Ceraceosorus guamensis, 6848 nucleotides. RefSeq lists its product as hypothetical. The record is from RefSeq and is a predicted model, not a curated record. Gene Ontology annotation, molecular function: phosphatidylinositol-3-phosphate binding. The transcript is spliced from 4 exons. The coding region runs from base 262 to 6495 and encodes 2077 amino acids. Lineage: Eukaryota; Fungi; Basidiomycota; Exobasidiomycetes; Ceraceosorales; Ceraceosoraceae. Gene Ontology annotation, biological process: autophagy of mitochondrion; reticulophagy; autophagosome assembly. Gene Ontology annotation, cellular component: phagophore assembly site; extrinsic component of membrane.